AUGGCUGGCCGUAAAGUAAUUCUUUUAGUAGAUAAUGCCAGAUGCUAUUCUUCUAGUAAUUUAAAUCUUCACAACACCACCGUCUACUAUCUUUCUCCAAAUACAACAUCUCAUAUACAACCUCUGAAUACUAGCAUUAUCAUAUCUUUUAAGCAUCGUUAUAAAAAUUAUUUCAUAAAAUGGUUGCUUAAUCAGUAUGAAUCUAAAAAAGAUGAUAAAUUAAAUCACACAAAAAUUCUUCUAGUUCAAAGUAACAAAGAGCCUACUAAUGAUGAUAAUGACAAUGAGUUAAUAGAAGAGAUGAAAGUGGAUAUUGAAGCACUUAAUUUUCAAAAUACGAUAGAUCUUGAAGUCUACAUUAAUUAUCUAGAGGAGGAAGAUACAAAUGAAGCCUUGAAUGAUCAGAAAAUCUUAACUUUAGUUACUAACAUAGAACCUGGGAAAGAUCUAAAUGAAGAUGACAAUAGUGAAGAAGAUGAAAAUAACA
Molecule: messenger RNA, 487 nt
Organism: Racocetra persica
Lineage: Eukaryota; Fungi; Glomeromycota; Glomeromycetes; Diversisporales; Gigasporaceae
Source: the annotation of a GenBank genome assembly